Messenger RNA from Sesamum indicum (sesame), 1213 nucleotides. RefSeq names its product peroxidase 4. Lineage: Eukaryota; Viridiplantae; Streptophyta; Magnoliopsida; Lamiales; Pedaliaceae. Gene Ontology annotation, biological process: response to oxidative stress; hydrogen peroxide catabolic process. Gene Ontology annotation, molecular function: peroxidase activity; heme binding. The record is from RefSeq and is a predicted model, not a curated record.
UUAUCACAAUUUUUCCGUUAAUUUCUUCUGCUAUUUCACACCCAAAAAUGGCAGCAUCUUCAUCAACAGUUGUGAUUGCCACUUUACUAGUGAUCGUUGCGUUAACGAUGGGCGGCUCGUCUGCUCAGCUGACGACCGAUUACUACAAGAAGACGUGCCCUAAGGUGUUUAGCACCGUGCAAUCAGUCGUUAAGGAUGCCAUUGCCAAGGAGAAGCGCAUGGGCGCCUCCCUCCUCCGACUCCACUUCCACGACUGCUUUGUCCAAGGCUGCGAUGGAUCAAUAUUACUGGACGACACUUCUUCGUUCAGAGGGGAGAAGACUGCUGGUCCCAACAACAAUUCCGUCAGGGGUUUCGACGUAGUUGAUGAUAUCAAGUCCGAGGUGGAGUCAGUUUGUCCGGGCGUCGUCUCCUGUUCUGACAUCUUAGCCAUUGCGGCUCGUGAUUCUGUUGUUCUUCUUGGAGGGCCGAACUGGAAUGUGAAACUUGGAAGGAGAGACUCAAAAACAGCCAGCCUCUCGGCUGCGAAUAGUGGUGUGAUUCCACCCCCAACUUCUACACUUAACAACCUCGUCAAUAGGUUCCAAGCCAGAGGACUCUCCACCAAGGACAUGGUUGUCUUAUCAGGAGCACACACCAUCGGGCAAGCAAGGUGCACCCUCUUCAGGGACCGUGUAUACAACGAGACUAACAUCGACACUUCUUUUGCUCGGACAAGACAAACAAACUGCCCUAGAAACAGUGGGUCGGGAGACAACAACUUGGCCCCUCUCGACCACAAAUCUCCGACAUUUUUUGACAACAGUUACUACAAAAACCUCAUCAACAAGAAGGGACUCUUGCACUCUGACCAGGUUCUCUAUAAUGGUGGGUCGACGGAUUCGCUCAUCGAAUCCUACAGCAAGAAGCCUGAAGCCUUCAACGAUGAUUUCGUUGCAGCCAUGAUAAGGAUGGGGGACAUCAGCCCUCUCACAGGAUCAAAUGGUGAGAUCAGGAAGAAUUGUAGGAGGGCCAACUAAGAACAAAGAAGAAUAUUCUUGUGUCCGUUUUGAGUCCAUUCAGUAAAUUAACGGCCUGUCGGCUUUCAUUGUUCUUGAUUUGUCUUGUUCGUUUGAUUGUCAAGAGAUGUAUUGAUGUGUUUCAUUAUUCUUCCAUGGUUGCGAGCUACAAGACAUCAGUUGGUACUAUGAAAGAAAUAUUAAUUUGAGAGUAA